This is a messenger RNA of Penicillium longicatenatum, 576 nucleotides long. RefSeq names its product SANT/Myb-like DNA-binding domain-containing protein. The transcript is spliced from 6 exons. The record is from RefSeq and is a predicted model, not a curated record. Gene Ontology annotation, biological process: mitotic cell cycle; positive regulation of transcription by RNA polymerase II. Gene Ontology annotation, cellular component: nucleus. Gene Ontology annotation, molecular function: DNA-binding transcription factor activity, RNA polymerase II-specific; RNA polymerase II cis-regulatory region sequence-specific DNA binding. NCBI's taxonomy places the organism in Eukaryota, Fungi, Ascomycota, Eurotiomycetes, Eurotiales, Aspergillaceae. The coding region runs from base 1 to 576 and encodes 191 amino acids.
AUGUCUUCACCCCCAACGUCCAAGAGAAUUAAGACGUCGGCGACAAGCAGCGCUCCCUCACAUCUUCUCUCUCAACAACAGAUCCAUCCGUUCCACCGAGUGCCCACGUUCGAAGGUAUUCCCAUUCCGACUGCGCCGAUUCCCCAACAGACAUCAUCACGCAAACGCCCAUCAUCGCCGACCGCAGGCUCGUCCGCCAUGAUGGCUGGACAAAUGAAUCCUGGCUCGAUCGAGGACCCUGGGUCCCUCCCCGCGCCCGAGCCCGCCCCGAAGAAGAAGGGUCGCACCAAUACCCCGUGGACCGCUGAGGAGGAGCAACGACUGAAGACAAUGCGCGAUGCUGGCCGGAGCUGGAGCGAAAUCGCCAAGACAUUUCCUACUCGCACUGAGGGGAGCGUCAAGAAACAUUGGUACAAAGAUAUGCAUUAUGCCGAAUUCGCCGAAGAUGAAUCCGUGAAACUCCGCGAUGCGAUCAAAGAAUACGAGGCAAACAAGUGGAAGGUCAUUGGCCAGAAAGUGGGCAAGCCCGCUAAGGCUUGUGAGCAGUAUGCCAAAGAGCACUUCAAGAAUCUUUAA